Messenger RNA from Melanaphis sacchari, 1980 nucleotides. RefSeq lists its product as uncharacterized. The record is from RefSeq and is a predicted model, not a curated record. Lineage: Eukaryota; Metazoa; Arthropoda; Insecta; Hemiptera; Aphididae.
AUGGACAACACUGUUCCAGCCGCAUGUGAGUAUAUAUUUAAAAGAAAUGAUGGUUUAUCUGACAGAGAUGAUUUAGGGGGUAUUUUAUGUUUGGACUCUGAUGACGAAUGCGAAAAAAAUAAGUUAGAUGGUCCCGAUGUAAUUGAAGCCACCGAUAGUAGCAACUCUGAUGAAGGAACUAUUAAUGAAGUUCCAACAAGGAAUGGUAAGAAAAUAAAAGCAAAUCCAAGCAUUUGGAAAAGAAAUGUAGUGAAAAAACAAAGGGCCGCAGGUGAGGAGUAUACAAGUAUUUAUACAAACAAGGUAGUACCAAAACGUGUAACUGGUCCUGCAUGUAAAUGCAUAUACAAAUGUUUUUCUAAAAUCACCGAUACAGAUAAAUCUUCGAUAAUCAAUGCCUUCAAUGCAAUAGGUAAUAAAGAAAAACAAGACACUUUUCUAUGUGGCCUAAAUAGUGUAAAUAAUGUUCAAAGACGUAGACCUCUAGUGAAAGGAACACCCGAAAUAAAAAAAUCGGUUUCAUGUACUUAUAAAAUACGAUUAACUACAAACGAAUUAAUCGUUUGUAAAAUUGCUUUUUGUUCAUUGUUUGGUAUAGGAAAAUCAUUAGUAGACAGACUUAUACACAAUAUCAAAAAUAAUAAACCAAGUCCACAAGAUUUACGUGGCAAACACUUGAAACGCCCAAAUAAAAUAUCAAAUGACAUUAUAUUUAAAAUAGAUGCCCAUAUUAACAGUUUCCCAAAAGUCCAGUCCCAUUACAGCCGAUCCGACAAUUUAAAUGUUCAUUAUUUAUCCCCCGAACUAAACAUUUCUAAAAUGUAUAAACUUUAUUUAGAAAAAAAUGAUCCGGAAGUAUUUGAAAUGAUCCAAAAAGGUGAAACGAAUAUAAAACCAAUUGUUAAAUAUGAUUAUUUUAGUGAAUACUUUAAAAAUAAUUUCAAUUUAACUUUCGGAACACCAAAAACAGAUACGUGUCAAACUUGUGACCGCUUAAAAAAUUUAAUUGACCACGAAACAAAUCUCGAAAUAAAACGUCAGUUUGAGGUAGAAAAAGAGGUGCAUAUAAGAAAAGCAGAAGUAUUUUAUACUGACUUGAAAUCGUUUGUUCAAAAAUCCAAAUUAGAUGAAGAAAUUGAGUUAUUGAGUUUUGAUUUUCAACAAAAUAUGCCACUGCCACACAUUCCGUGUGGUGACGUAUUUUAUAAACGUCAAAUUUGGGUUUAUAAUUUUUGUAUAUAUUCCGGGAAGACUGGCAAAUCUUACCAUUAUAUGUAUGACGAAUUGACAGGCAAAAAAGGCCAAAAUGAUGUUAUAAGUUUCAUUGACCAUUUUCUUAAAAAUUUACUCACCCCAGGUGUAAAACACUUAUAUAUAUUUACGGACAACUGUAGCUCACAGAAUAAAAAUAACGCUUUAUUCCAAUAUUUGUAUACAGUUGUUCAAUCUAAGUGUUUCAACUUAGAAAGUAUCACUCACCGGUAUCCAGAGCCGGGUCAUAGCUUUUUACCGUGUGAUCGAUGUUUCGGAUUAAUAGAAAAGGUAAAGAGGAAACAUGAACGGAUAUACUUGCCAGAAUCCUACAAAGAGAUUGUUAAAAAAACAUCGAAAAAAUUCAAUGUCAUAGAUGUAUCCCGAGAUAUGAUUUUAAAUUUUUCAGAUUACACAAAACCAUUGUAUAAAAAAAUUGUAAAAAGUGUGGAAGACCAAAAGUUUUCUAUUAUGGCCUAUAGAUGUAUGGAAUAUAAAAAAGAGGGUUUAUUUUGUAGUAUAUACGGAAAUUCAAUAGGAUUUGAAAAGUUUCAAUUACAAAAAAAAUCUGCAAUAUUGAAGUUCCCCGAAGAAAAUUUGCCUCUAUUACACCCAGAAGUUUUAAAAAUAAAAGAUGCUAAAUUUCGGGAUGUGCAAGACCUUGCAGCGAAAUAUGUCCCGCCUGAAAAUUUGUGGUUCUACAAUAAUCUAGUUGUUGAAGCUGAAUAA